Messenger RNA from Lytechinus variegatus (green sea urchin), 5734 nucleotides. It is a transcript of the gene yeats2, whose product is annotated as YEATS domain-containing protein 2-like. Gene Ontology annotation, biological process: chromatin remodeling; regulation of transcription by RNA polymerase II. The record is from RefSeq and is a predicted model, not a curated record. Gene Ontology annotation, molecular function: histone binding. Gene Ontology annotation, cellular component: NuA4 histone acetyltransferase complex. Bases 113 to 4936 code for a protein of 1607 amino acids. The transcript has 18 exons. NCBI's taxonomy places the organism in Eukaryota, Metazoa, Echinodermata, Echinoidea, Temnopleuroida, Toxopneustidae.
CGUUGCACUAAAGCUGGUUAUCAAGGGUCAGAAAUGGCGACCCCUUUACGGUAAUCCGCCACCGAAAGCCUCCUGAAAUAUCGUGUUUUCCAGGAAUUGAUUGGAUUCAAUCAUGGCGAGCAAACGUCGGCUUGAAAUGACUCCUGCUAGAUGUGAUCAGGAUCCAGAUUAUGAAGUCAUCACCACGCCAACCGUUGCUAAGAGACAACGAGUUCAAGAAGAAGAUGUUAAAGACCAGACGGUGCAUCGAAUGCAAGUUGUUAUUAAGAAGCAAUUUAAUCUGGCUCUUAUAGACAAGGAGAAAGAGAUAGAGCUUGUAGAUGAGAGACUUCAGAAGGCUCGUGUCCAACUUGACAAGCUCAGAGCAUGCAUUGUGGCAAGGUAUUAUGGGAAGGCCGGCCUAUCAUCUUCAGCGGGCGAGAAGAGUAAGCAGAAGUUGGACCUGAGUCAUCCUGCUAUUCAACGUGCCCUUGGUGCCCCUUUACAAUCUUCCAGUCCACCUCCUAUUAUACCAUUAAAUGAAGGAGACACCACUCUCUCACGACCUUCAAGUCACGAAGAUCCCCCUCAUCUACGUGUAGAGAGUGGAAGGUCAACACCUAUUGGUGAGCUCUUGAGUCGCACGGAUGCUUUUUUAGAUUCUGAUAGAGGAAGUCCACUCCUAGGCCCCAAAGGUCCAAGGAACUCCGGAGAGGAUACAUUUGGAGUUGGACCUCCUCUUGAUAAUCUCAAACCUCCAGUGAGUCAGAUAGAUGCAGGUCAAAGUUCACGAUUACAUGUUAAGAAACGUAUCAUCGUUGGCAAUGUAUCAAAAUAUAUACCCCCUGGUCAUCGUGAAGACAGUGAUCCCUCUACUCAUAAAUGGAUGGUAUAUGUAAGGGGUCCUCCUGAAGAACCAAGGAUUCAUCAUUUUGUUGAGAAGGUUUGGUUUUUUCUUCAUCCAAGCUACAGACCAAAUGAUCUUCUAGAAGUCAAAGAACCCCCAUUUCAUCUGACGAGGAGAGGAUGGGGGGAAUUCCCCAUCCGUGUUCAGCUUCACUUUAAAGACCCACGCAAUAAGAAGGUUGACAUCAUUCAUCAUCUUAAGUUGGACAGGACAUACACAGGAUUACAGACUCUUGGUGCUGAAACGAUCGUUGAUGUUGAGUUGGACCGCUACCUCUUCAAUGAAUCAGGUGAUCCCUUAUCUCGACCUUCGACUCCAACGGUUACCAAGGUUAACUACAAAGAAGGAUUGAAACCAGACCUUUCAAGAGUUCCCACUCCAAUUCGCAGCUCUCUUUUACUCUCCAAUGAUGAUGCUAGGAGGCAGAACCUAACAAGCCCAAGUCCAUUACUCCUUGAAACAUUGGCUAAAACUCCUGAUUCUACUCCUGAUGGAUCUCGGCCUGCCUCUAGGAACUCCAGCCUAUCAAGUCCUCUUGUCAAGACAUUACCUGGAGAGGAUAGCAGUCGAGCCACACCCAUUUCCAUAGACUCUAACUUUGAGAAACUCAGGGAAGAAAAUUCAGAUAUGACAUCAUCAUCUGCAUUAUCACUAGGGAAGCUAUCAUCCAAGGUCAAAGCUCAAUCUGGACCUGCUCUACUCAAACCAAUCCGUACCAUGCCACCAUUAGGUCCCAUCUCAUCCAAACCCAUUGAGACAAUUAAAACAACCCAAGUCAGUCCUUCUGAGUCUUUGGUAUCUUCCUCUCUAAUAUCAGGGAAUGGAGGAACUAUUCCUGUUAACAGUCAAGUAGGCAAGGAUACCCAGGUCUCACCUACGCAUACAGGAGCGAUUAAUGUCGGUGACAUUGCCAGAGCUUCACCUGGAAGUAAACAGAUUCGAAUCAGAGAUGGGCAGAUCAUCCAGGAUAUGCCAUCAGGAAUCGUCUCUCCUUCGCAAACAAAGACAGAUAAUAAGAAAGUUGUGACUUUGAACCAGCCAGUGCUAGGUGCAAAAACUAAUGGGAAAGUGAUAUCAUCUGCUGGCUCCAGUACAGUAGCCCUUCAAAGGAUCCCAGGAACAAGUCUUUCAGGACGGCCACAAACCAUUGUCAGUUCCUCUAAUCAGUCAAUACAGAAUACUGUUAGUCUAGCAAAGCAACCUGUCAUAGCAUCUCCAGUGGUUGGUAAAGGACAGACUGGAGUGACCUUAGUACAGCAGACACCGUCAUCGGUCAGAGUUCAACAGGGCCAGCAGCCUGGUAUCAUGCCAGUCGUGUCUAAUCCACCAGCUGGUACACAGUAUUAUGUCACUGCUAAAUCAACAGAUAAGAACCUUCAAGGGAAGGUUAUCUUGAUUCCUCAACAAGUGUUCUCUGGUCAAUCAGGAAAAGGGAAUCGAGGAUCCAAUCAAUCUCAAUCAUCAAAGCAAGGUUCAGGAUCGUUCCUUUCACCAAGCAAUGUUCUUAUCCUUCCUCAAGGUUCCAUCGUUCCACCACUUCCACCAGGAAGUAUUGUUCAAAUCCAACCCGUUCCUAAUCCAUCUUCCCGUCCAUCUCCUCCGCUUCCUCAACCUAACACCACCAACCAGCCAAUGACUCGUAUCGCCCUCACCCAGAAAUCGGGUGCAUCUACCAUCAUUUCCCCCAAACCAGCCACACAACGAGUGGGGUCAGGUGGAGGUGUUAUCCAGAUUCAGCGUUCUGCUGGUCAGACGUUAGCCAAGCUUGUACCUGCAGCCCUUGGAACCUCUGCAAGUCAACAGGUAUCUUCCAGUAUUUCACUUAUCCCUGAAAUGAAAGGACAACUUGCCAGAACUCCUGCAGGCGGUGUUGUCCUGGUGCAACGAACACCUGCAUCAAAGAGCACCAAUAUCCAAACGAUUUCAGGUAUUCAAAAUGUCAUGUCUGGUCCUAUCUCUCAGAAGAUUGCCCUUAAUCCUAUUCCAAUGGCUGGUUUAUCGCAACAGAAAGUUUCUUUGCCUAUAAAGGGGGGUGCAUCAGUGCUUCUCUCACAAGCUUCAAAAGCAGUGUCCUCAAAAACAGUUGUGCUUCAAUCACAGCCACCAUCAUCAAUGACAAACUCUACUAAAACAAUACAAGUAAGAACAGGACAACCAACUGUCAAAACAAUUACCAAGUUUGUACCACCUCUUGAUGAUGUUAAAGGUCAUAUUUCAAAAGUGUCAGAUAAAACAUUGACAGGAAACACGGUAAGAGAGAUUGGUGGAGAUGGUUUAUUAAAGGAUGAUACUCCAUGCGGUACCUCUAUCCCCAACAACGCUUCAAAUGGCAGUAGACUGUCAAAUAAUUCAUUGAACUCUGUAAGUGAGAAAAGGUCAGAUCUGACUGAAGCUGACAAAGCCAUCAAUGAUGAUAGUAAUGUAGAAGCUACCUCAAGUAAAUCUGCAUUGUCAACUGAGGGAGAUGUGCAAAGUCUUGAAUCUAUGCAAGUAAACGAAUCUGAAAUUUGCAGCGAUGUUGAAGUUACUAACAAUGUUAUCAUUCAAACUGAUAUUAGUGCUCCAAAAGAUAAUGCUUUACAUGGUUCAUCAAAUGACUGUACCAUAGCAAUCAAGGAGGAACCAAUUGAAGAAACAAUGGAAGUAGAUGUUGAACAAACUACAGGAAACUUGAAUGGCCACUGCAACAAAACCAAAAGUAUCUUUGUCAAGCAGAAUCCACAGGUUAUAACCAGAACUAAUAGCAUUGGAGAGGAAGUAAAAAAGACUAAUGGAGCUGUUGUUUGUGACCUUGCUCAAAACAACAAACUAUCCAUCUCAACUGCAAAAACAAACAUUACCAGCAACUGCAUGAUCAAGGUUGUAAACACAAAGCUUCAGAAGCCAUCUUGUUUAGCCAUUGAUGCAUCGAAGACUGGGAACAAAGUACGGGUAAUUAGGAUCAAACAGGAGCCUGGGACGGAUCCGGUGUUAGCUACACUUGCAUCAGCACCUAUCUUGACAAUUGAUGAAAGCAAGGAAGGUAUGAUUGUCAGGAAAGAAGAUGAAGGAGGUGGAUGGGAGAGUAAGGAAUUAAGAUUAUGGAAGAGAAUUCUUGAAGAUCACUUUGAAGAACAAACUAACCUUUAUGGAGUGACAUCUGUUGAGCAGUUAAUCAAGUAUGUGGCUGAACAAGCUCCUCUUAUAGAUCCUACAAGAGUCCAAAAUGAGUUACCAUUUUGUGCUACGUCAUUGGAGCACUAUCACUCAUGGACGCUAGCUAAGCGUCGCUCUAUGGAAUGGCAGAGGGCAGUAUACAUACAUGCUAAGGUUAGCCGUCUUAAAUCUCUCAUUGAAUGUCUGCAUUCAUUACCAAUGUGGAGCAAGAAGAAGAUUGUUUUAUGGUGUAGACAUCAUGGAUUCACUCCCCCAGAACCAGGUUUGAAGAGUAAGGCUCAGAUGUCAAUAUGCAAAUUAUGUGGCAAGACUGAGUGCAAAGGAAGUGAGGAAUAUCAAGUAAAAUAUUCUACAACUACAGGGUGUCUCAGUAAUCAUCUGAGUAAAACAGGUGUGCUAAAGAAUACAACUUUCAGUGUCCCCAAUGAGCUUGGUGAAAGAUUGAAAGCCAGUCAAUCAAGCGGUAUGAAUGAUGAUGAUGAUAUAGAGAUUGAUAUCAUCAGCUUAGGGGAUCCAUCUAAGAGGUUAAAGGUCAAGACAGAGGGAAUAGAGAAACAGCAGCUGAAGUGCUUUAUGCCACCAAGCGAGGGAGCCCUUUGUGUAAGAGAGGCAGCAGAAAAGAUUGGUGUUCAUUUUAGACCAGUACAAGUUGGCGAGGAUACAUAUUCACCAGUCAUCCAAGAAAUGAUAUAUGCUGCAACAAGACAAUUCCUGAGUGAUCUUGUCAGAACUUCCCUUUCAAAGAGUUUUGGAAACAGUAAAGAACACAGGCUUCCUGAAGAGAUAUUGCCCCUCCAUGUUCAUCAAGCUGUUUCUAGUUUGCCAUCAUGUGACUUCCUCACUAACAAUCAUCUAGGAGUGAUUGCCAGCAGCUCAGAUUGCAAGAAAGAAUGAAAUCAACUAGGAGUGAUUGCAUCAGCUCAGAUUGCAAGAAAGAAUGAAAUCAACUAGGAGUGAUUGCAUCAGCUCAGAUUGCAAGAAAGAAUUAAAUCAACUAGGAGUGAUUGCAUCAGCUCGGAAAGAAUGUAACCUAAUAUUGAUAGCAUGUAGCUCAGAUUGUAAGAAAGAAUUCAAUUAACUAGGAAUGAUUGCAUCAGUUGAGAUAGUAAGAAAUAAUGCAAUCAUUGUGGAGUGAUUGUAUUAGCUCAGAUGGAAAGAAAGAAUGCAAUCAUCCAGAAGCGAUUGCAAGCAGCUCAGAUAGUAAUGAUUGAUCAGUAAUGAUUAAAGAAAUGAUUGAUCGAACAAUUAUUUUCAGAGUGAUUGAAAUCAGAUUAGAUAGUAAAGAAAAUGGUUGUUUGACACACUUAGAUGACAGUCAUUAAUUGGCAAAUGAAAUAGGAGUUAAAGGGAAGUACAUCAUGCAAUCAUAAUAACAAUUAGAAAUAAAUCUGAUCAUCUAGACUUACUGUUUGAAAUGGAGAGAACAUUUUCACAUCCAAUGCGGGACGCUUCUUCAGCUCGGUAGGGAUUGAAUGGUCAACCAUGUACCCUAUAAGACUUGAAUACAUAUAUUAGUCAUAUACUGGGGUAAUAGUAUGCAGCACUCAAAAUCAUUAUUUUUGUAACCAUCAUCAUGUAAUGGUUCUCCUUACAAUCAUAGGAAUAUGGGUUUGAAUCCUACAGCGAGAAAUCUAUCCACAUCGGCUGAUCUCAACCCAGGUGAGGUGAAUAGGUUUCUAUAAGGGUUUAAUA